Messenger RNA from Syngnathoides biaculeatus (alligator pipefish), 4458 nucleotides. Its product is annotated as protein MTSS 1-like. NCBI's taxonomy places the organism in Eukaryota, Metazoa, Chordata, Actinopteri, Syngnathiformes, Syngnathidae. Bases 448 to 3021 code for a protein of 857 amino acids. Gene Ontology annotation, molecular function: phospholipid binding; actin binding. Gene Ontology annotation, cellular component: cytoplasmic side of plasma membrane; actin cytoskeleton. The record is from RefSeq and is a predicted model, not a curated record. Gene Ontology annotation, biological process: adherens junction maintenance; plasma membrane organization; positive regulation of actin filament bundle assembly. The transcript is spliced from 17 exons.
UUGGUGUUUGCUCAGUGACGCGCUCACUCGGUGUGUGUUUGCCAAAGAGAGGACACUCCCAAGAGUUUUCACCGCUUUACCUGUCAAACUCCACAUUGCACAGUGGAUAACUUUUUUGCUUCUUUUGUUAUUUUUAACGUGUCUUCACAUAGCUAUGAAGCAACCGGCGUGGAGAAGACGCUGGCAAUCCCAUUUCGCUCUCGUUGUUCCAGCGGCGUAUUUAAAGUGAACAAUUUUCAUCUCGCAACGCAUUUUUGUUGUUCAUUACUCAGCAACGGAUAUCGCUCCAUAAUCCCAUCUUUUUUUUCCUCUUUCUUUUUUGGUUUCGAAUUGACUUUUUUACCUCGCACCUUCUGCUGGAUUUCUUAAGGUGGCGAGCUGAAGUUGGAGGUGGGGGGCGACCACUUUGAAGGUGGUCCUCUCUGGAGACAAAAAAAAAAAAAAAAAAUGGAGGCUGUUAUCGAAAAGGACUGCAGUGCGCUUGGUGGACUCUUCCAAACUCUCAUCGGAGACAUGAAGAGCAGCUACCCGGUUUGGGAGGACUUCAUCACCAAGGCUGGCAAACUGCAGUCACAGCUCAGAGCCACGGUGGCCGCCUUGGCUGCCUUCUUGGAUGCCUUUCAGAGAGUGGCUGACUUGGCAACCAACUCCAGAGGAGGCACCAGAGACAUCGGAUCAGCUUUGACCAGGAUGUGCAUGAGACAUCGCAGCAUUGAAGCUAAAUUCAAACAGUUCUCCAUGACCUUCCUGGAGGCUCUGAUCAACCCCCUACAAGAUCAGAUGGAGGAGUGGAAAAGGGGUGUCUACACGUUGGAUAAAGACCACGCCAAAGAAUAUAAGCGAGCUCGACAGGAGAUCAAGAAAAAGUCAUCAGACACACUGAAACUUCAGAAGAAAGCAAAGAAAGCAGCAGAUACUUUGGGUCGUGGCGACAUCCUGCCCCAGUUGGACUGCGCGAUGCAGGAUGUCAGUGACAAAUACAUUCUUCUGGAAGAAAUUGAGAAGGAAGCCCUUAGGAAAGCACUGAUAGAGGAAAGACAAAGAUUCUGCUCUUUCGUAGCCAUGCUACGGCCUGUCGUGGAUGAGGAGAUUUCAAUGUUGGCAGAAGUCACCCAUCUCCAGGCCAUCUCUGAUGACCUCAAGUCACUGACCUCGGAUCCCCAAAAACUCCCCCCUGCCAGUGAACAAGUGAUCUUGGAUCUGAAAGGUUCUGACUAUAGUUGGUCAUACCAAACUCCGCCCUCUUCCCCCAGCACCACCACAUCCAGGAAGUCCAGCAUGUGCAGUAGUCUGAACAGUGUUAACAGUAGCGACUCCAGAGGAUCAAGUGGCUCUCACUCUCACUCUCAUUCUCCUUCCUCCUCUUCUUCCUCCUCUUCCUCUCACCACCUCUUCCACCACCACCAACCUCGCCAACGGUACCGCAGCUCCACGCCGUCCCAGCAGGCCCCGGCUCGCCUCUCCAGCAUCUCCUCCCACGACUCCGGGUUCAUCUCUUCAUCCCAUGACCAGUACGCGUCCUCCAAGCCGUCGUCACCGAUGCCGGCUAAAAGCAAGCCGUGCGGCAGUUCCAGCUCCUCUGACGUGUCAGAGUCAGGCCACCUUCACAGUGACACGGCUUCUGCAGCAGCAGCAGCUGCUGCCCCCCCUCCGCACACCGUUGCCAAGCUGUCCAACGGCUUUGACCACCACAGCCCAGCCAACUCCCCCACUAAUGGCGGGAGUUUGAGCUCGGGCUCCAGCACAGCUUUCCCCUUCUUCCCUCCGUCCUCCACUCCCUCGUCCUGCCCAACACGGCCGUGGCCGCGUCCCGCCUCAGCGCUGCUUCCGGACUGCCCGAUGGGCUCGCUCAUGGUGCCGUCCUCUCGUGUUCCCAGCUGGAAGGACUGGGCAAAACCAGGGCCAUACGACCAGCCCAUGGUCAAUACGUUGAGAAAGAAGAAGGACAAGGGCCCACCAGCUCCACUGGACAUUAACGGUGUCACAGGCAGGGAGAGCGGCGCACCCCAAAACCUUCCGACCACGACUCCGGCUCUAUCUGAAAUGCACUCUCCUCAAAAAGUAUCAGUGGAAGAAAAGAACAGGACGGUACAGAUCAAGCCAGGAGAGUUUGAGGCCCACGACGAGCUGGCUCUGGCCUUAUCAAGAGGCCUGGAACUUGACGGCCCGAGGUCCAGUCGGGACUCGGUGCAGUGCUCCAGCGGAUACAACACUCAGACCAACACGCCCUGCUGCUCCGAGGACACGAUACCUUCACAAGUGUCAGAUUACGACUAUUUCUCAAUGGCCGGGGAACAAGAUCCCGAGCAGCAGCAGUCCGAAUUCGACAAGUCGUCCACCAUCCCGAGAAACAGUGACAUUGGCCAGUCCUACCGCCGCAUGUUUCAGACCAAGCGGCCCGCCUCCACUGCCGGCCUGCCCAGCACUCAGGCUCCUCACCCGGCGCAGGGGGGGUACCCCAAUGGUGGAACCUGCCCCUCAACACCCACACAUGCAUCUACUGGGCCUCCGACAGGUAGUUCAAAUCACGGAUUUUAUCCUGGAUCCCACAAUGUCCCCGGUUCCUAUUCUACAGGCCACGGUCCAGUUAUUGUCACCCCGGGCGUUGCCACCAUCCGCCGCACCCCUUCCUCGAAACCCUCCGCCCGCCGCUCAGGCUCGGUCGUAGGCACCGGUCCCAUUCCUAUUCGCACGCCAGUCGUCCCGGUGAAAAUCCCAACCGUUCCCGACAUGCCGGGUGUGGCAAAUGGGAGCAAGGCCGUGAAAGAGACAGGAGGGAGUCCAGAUUCUCCCACGUUUCCCCGGGGCGACAGCGCCCAAGUGCUGCCCGUGGCGUCUUGGAGCGGUCGGGCUUCGACCAAUCCUCCCACCGUCCCGCUGGCCAACCGGCUGGCCCAGCGGCACCCUCACAGCGAGCCGGGAGGAGAAGAGCCAGAUGGCGACGUGUUGGUGGCAAUCCGCAACGGCGUCAAGCUCAAGAGGACGCUCACGAAUGACCGCUCAGCGCCUCGCAUCGCGUGAGCGCGACCACGCAAAAACGUUGAGAGUGUUUGAGUGACAAAAGAUAUUAUUCAAGCCAUUUCCUCUUCAUCAACAAGCACAUUUCAGUAUCGGAUGUGAGCCAAGCAUCAUUUUGUCUUGUCUGUGAUGGCGCAAAAAUGAUAGACGAUGCAAACAUGCAGAAUACUUCUGGUAACGUGCCAUGAUUCAAUCCAAAAUGGCUUUUUUUUCUGAAUUAACUCAAUUGCUGCGUAAUUUCAUCCAUCCGUCCAUUUUCUUUGCCGCUUAUCCUCACAAGGAUUGCGGGGAGUGCCGGAGCCUAUCCCAGCUGUCAACGGGCAGGACGCGGGGGACUCCCUGUACAGGUCGACAGCCAAUCGCAGGGCACAUAGAGACAAACAGCCGCACUCACAAACACACCUAAGAGCAAUUUAGAGUGUCCAAUUAAUGUGCCCAGAGAAAACCCACGCAGGCACGGGGAGAAGACGCAAAGUCCACAUAGGCGGGGCCGGGAUCGAACCCGGGUCCUCGGAACUUUGAGGCCAGCGCUUUACCUGCUGAGCCAGGGUGGGCUUUAUUCUGAAUUAGCUCAAUUGCUGGGUCAUUUCAUCCAUCCAUCCAUCCAUCCAUUUUCUUUCCUGCUUAUCCUCACGAGGGUCGCAGGGAGUCCUCCUGGAGCCAAUCCCAGCUGUCAACGGGGAGGAGGCGGGGUACACCCUGAACUGGUUGCCAGCCAAUCGCAGGGCACUCACAAUCAUACCUAGGGGCAGAAUUUAGAGUGUCCAAUUAAUGUUGCAUGUUUUGGGGAUGUGGGAGUGCCCGGAGGAAAGCCGCGCAGGCACGAGGAGGACACGCAAACUCCACACAGGCCGGGCCGGGAUCGAACCCGGGUCCUCAAAACUGUGAGGCCAGCGCUUUGCCGGCUGACGCACCGUGCCGCCGGGUAAUUUCAGAAGUGAAUAAAAAAUAAGACCAUGUCAUCGUGUAGAAUAAACUUGAGUGUACACGUGAGACCCGAUUUGAAGAUUGGGAAACGAGGCAAGAGACGGACGGAGUGCAAUAUCGAGGGGAGGCUGCCGUUUACCGAAUUUGAGGACAUUCAAGCAGCUGCACGCCGACGUUUUGCGGUGAAAACUCUCCUCCGCAGCUCCGAUGUGACCCGAGUCCUCAUCUGAAGUGGACAUCAAGUUGAGCCUGAUUGUCUCAGUAAAGUUGGAGUAACUUGCUCAUUUUUUUUUUUUUUAUACCGAUGAACAAGAAUUUCUCUUACCAGAAGUAUAAAUUGUUGACGUAAAUCCACACUGCCAAAAAGCCCGUUUUUGCUUUUCACACUUAACGUUUAUGUAUGUCGUCAUGUUCUUCCACACUGCCUGAAGCUUUUCGCACGAUCCCUCUCAACGGGAUACGUAGCAGCAGCGUCGUUUUUAAUGUUAUACACCAUUUAUUAGCUGCACUGCC